GUGGACGGCGGAUACGCUCCGAACUCCUCUUUAUAACAAAACAGACAGCAGAGAAAAGAACAAGAAGAAGACGAAGAAGAGAAGAGAAGAGAAGGAUGUCUUGCUGCGGAGGCAACUGCGGCUGCGGAUCGGGAUGCAACUGCGGCAGCGGAUGCGGAGGGUGCAAAAUGUAUCCUGGAUUGAGUGAGGAGAAGAGUACUACCGUGACCAUGGAUCUUGCUCCUGCUCAUGCAAAGGGGGCGUUUGAGGAAGGCGUGAGUGCAGGAUCCGAGAACGGAGGGUGCAAGUGCGGAUCCAACUGCACCUGCGACCCCUGCAACUGCAAGUGAAAGUAGAGCCAUGGCCUUGGAGAGGAGGGAGAGAGUUUAGCAGUUUGGGUGCCUGUUGACUGUUGUGUUUGUCCAAAUGCAGAAGAAGAAGAAGUGAAGAAAUAAUAGUAGUCUUCUUGAUCUUCUUGUAGUACAAGUAAAAUAAGAGUUGGGUUUCUCUGUGAAUUCCUCCUUCUCCAUUGAUGGCUAGUUGUUGCGUGUCGCAGUGUUUGGCUGUGUACUAAUUGUGUUGCGUUUGAAUGAAGUGCUAUGCUUCCAUUA
Molecule: messenger RNA, 590 nt
Organism: Zingiber officinale
Lineage: Eukaryota; Viridiplantae; Streptophyta; Magnoliopsida; Zingiberales; Zingiberaceae
Product: metallothionein-like protein type 2
Exons: 3
Coding region: 96-329 (77 amino acids)
Molecular function (GO): metal ion binding
Source: RefSeq, a predicted model, not a curated record